ACAAUGGGCCCGUUACUCUAUCUAUAGACCCAGAGCGGCCGAGAACCAGAGAGAGAGAGAGACAGCAAAUCUAUUGCUCUUUGAAAAGAAAACCUAAGAAAUAGGUAUUUUUUAGUCGGAAUAGUACACAUCUAAUGGAUUAGUGGAACCGAGGCCUUUAAAUUAUGGAUUUUCAUCAUGAGGCGAGGCUACGUGUGAGAACUGAGGGUCUUUAGACUCCUUCUUUUACAUGAAACUGGCUAAGGAUUGUUAUAACUCUGCAAAAGUUAAAGUGGAUGGAGGGGCCUGGCAGUCCUCGCGUCAGAAAACUGCACUUCCCAGUUGGAUUGUGGAUCAACUCCCCCAGAAAACAUUUUGCCAAACUAGGACGUCGCUGGCCGAGCGCCAUCUCCGUCAAGUCGACUACCAGCUCUGACGCCACCUCGCUCCACGAGGCCCCCUCUGCUCCUUCCUCUUCCCUCUCUAACUCCACCCCCUCGCUGGCUUCCCCUUCUCCAACCACGUCUUCUUCCCCGGCCAUUCUCAGGCCUCGACCUGCUGGCCCCCAGUCCCGCACAAAGCGUCUUUCUAAUCUCUUUCUGCGAGGGCGCUCCAACAGCGACCGGGACCGGGCGGUAGGGGAGACGGAGAGAGACAUUUGGGCUCACUCGGCUAACCCUGCGUCCCAUCACUACCUGGCCCCUGGCUCUUCCUCGGGUCUGAUAAAGAUCUAUGGGGAUGCUCUCUACAGUGGAGCCAACUAUCGCUCUCUGCUGGCCAACAUUCACUCCACAGCCAGGCAGCUCAUUGUCCAGGUCAUCACUCGGUAUACCGAAAGAGAAAGAGAAGACACGGAUGAUGCAGUGGUCCAGAGACACAGCCCUGAGGACUUCCUGUUGUGUGAUGUCAUUGGGAAGCCUGUCCAGCAGCCAGAUGGAGCUAUCAAGUGGGAGACAGAGUGCCGCAGAAGUGUUGCCCCAUGGGAGUGCCCUUUGUUGUUAGUGGACAUGUGGCGGCCCAAGGAUGGAUUUGAGAGACGCUUUGAAAUCCACAGGAAGGACGACUACGAGAAAGAAGAAAGAGAAAAAGAGAAGGAGCGGGAGGGUCACCAAGGUGUGCGCUGGAGGAACAGGAUGCCAUCUGGACCAGAGGAGGGCAAGCGCGGUCAUCGCGGAAGGAACAGCGACCUUCGGAGAAGCAUCAGUGACAUGAACCUGAGUCUGCGCCGUCGCCAUGGGAACCAUGUCAGCAGCGAUCCCCAGGGUCCAGGCAACCACCCGAACAACAGCAGAGGGGUGCAGGACAGAAAGAAUAUUGUGAGCAUGAUGAACCCACAGCCAGGAGAGGUCAGAGCGUCGAGGGCCGAAGCGAAGGUCGGAUGGACGAAUCAGCCAGCGAGUGAUGAGAAGGACUACUCCAGCUGCGACCUGGAAGUGAUGUCACAAAGCCUGAUCCUUCCUCCCACAGACCGGCCCUACUUCUUGUUGCUGCAGGGUUACGAUCAGAGCAAGGAUUUUGUUUUGUACAUCAUGGCGGGACAUACGCAUGUGUUCGGAAGAAAACCCACAGUAAAGGAGAGAGAGAAGGACAGAGAAAGAGAGAGGAAGGGGAAGAAGCCUCUGAAGGUGGACACAUUUUUGUCUGCUCCUGACCUCUUGAUUAGACACCUGCUGGUCAGGAGAGAUGCUGCUGUUCCAGAAGCAGCCACUGGACAAGCUCUGAUGAGGCCCUUUAGAGGAGGUGCAGUUACUCACAACGGAGUGGCCCUGUACAGGGAGACGGUCCUAAAGCCCGGGGAUGUGGUUGGUCUGGGGGACCACUUCCUGUUCUUGUACCGUGACCCCCGAGUGACUCCUGCACCUCCGCUUGCACUGACGCUGCCGUGGCAGGCCGAUGCCUCCGCCACCUGCUGCCCUUCAGGCCUGGUGGACAGGCAGGAGGCUUUGAAACUGUACCUCGCUUCUCCUGAGUCAGUUUUGAAGUUUCAUCCUCGUCACGCAGACGACCUUCUACAGGAGAUCAUCUCCAAAAACUCUUCUCCAGACUCAGGUGGGGGGCCGUUAGCUCCUGCUUAUCUGCUGUCGAUCAUGAUAGACCAUGCCGCCAAGCACCUGGACCCCGCUCUCACACCGCAGAUAUUACUCAAAUCAGCCAAUCUGAUCAAAGAAAUUGUCUGGGAUAACAUUAAGGAAUUUGGGGAUAAGCAUCCCACGCAAAAUUCCACAGAACAAGAAGGGGAGAUCAGCACGCCGAAUGUCCAAAAACUGUCGUCUGAUCUGAGACCCCUCAUGUUCUGGAUGUCGAAUGCCACGGAGCUGCUGAACUUCUUCCAGGUCAAAGUUGAAAACAUGGAGAAAGAGUGGGAAUUUGAAGCCCCCGGGGAUCCGGUUUUGACAGCUGACAUGGACACCUGUUCAGAGGCUCUGGCACAGCUGGAUGAUGUCAUAAUGCACACCUUCCAGCAGUGUGUGUAUCACCUCACCAAGACCCUGUACUCUCUUCUUCCGGCUCUCCUGGACACAAACCCGUUUUCCAAUGAGGAGAAGAAGGAGAAGGAGAAGGAUGGAGCUCGGGGUGCAGAGGGAGAGGAGAAAAAAGAAGGAGAAGUGGACGAUGAGUCCGUCUUGCCUCCUAAGGUCGCUGGAUUGGUGGAAGUGUAUCGCUGCUCCCUGAUGCUGUCUCGAGAAGCGUGUCUGUCUCCGCCACUCACCUCCCAAACCUUUGGGUACCUCUUCUUCUUCACCAACACUUCCUUGUUGAACACUUUGCUCGAAAGAGAUGGACUGUUUUCAUGGUCCAGAGCCGUGCAGAUCCGUACCAACCUGGACCUGGUUCUGGACUGGCUACAGGGGGCGGGGUUAGGUGACAUCGCCUCAGAGUUUAUGAAAAAACUCUCGGUCACUGUCAACUUCCUGUGUAUUCCCAAAACACGACUCAUUCAGUCGUCCUGGGCUAGUCUACAGGAAGAGCAUGAGCUCUUAAGUCCUGCCCAACUGCACCACUUGCUCACCCAUUACAAGCUGGGACCCACCAGAGCUCCACCUGCAUCCUGGGCUCCUCCAACCAGCACAGAUCUAAGUGGAGACAUCUUUGAGAGUUUUCUGGACCACCCUCCUCUUAUCUUGCCCAAUGAGACGCCGCGCCUCGACCUCUCCCAGCCAAUCCCGAGCUCUGAGCUCCAAAAGGAAGUGACACGACUCCGCACCUACUUGUGGGGACUCGAUCAGGACGAGCUCCCGGCCAAUCAGAGGACUAGGCUUUGAAGAGGAGGGUGAACGCCAGAACAAAGAAGGAAAAGAACAAGACGUGUUUCUUAAAUCUGACUUUUUGUUGUAUUUCCUCUUAUCUUCAUAUCAUUUGAUUAACAAAUUAAAAAUAAUAUUCUUGAACUAAGCAACUAUACUGGGUUUGUUGUGUGUUUAAAGGUGUGGAAAACUUACUUUAAAUUUUAUUUCUGUUUAUAAUCGGCCACUCUGAGUUUUUCAUACAGGCUGAACAUGAAAAUAGUCUCCUACACCUAUUUCCUGCAUUAGCUUCUGACAGAAAAUAGGCGGUGAAACUCUAGGAUUAGAAAAACCAGACAGAUCUACGUCACACUGUCACUUAGCAUUCAUGGACUCACCCAUCUUGACUCACGACAAGGAAGGCUGUUGUUGGUUCAGCGUCCAGGAAACACCAGAGAACAUAUCGGCUAGUAGAAGCUAACCGUUAGCAACUCCACCACACUGCAGAAGCUCCUCCAGGCUUGUGUUAUUUGUGGAGAUAAAAUCAUAAUGUUGGACGUCAGUGGUUGAGUUCUGUUGCUGUUAUCCGAUCUGAGGUGAGAUAUCCAAACAUCAGGAAAUAAGACUCCAAAUCCUGCCGUCUGAGCUCACCUGUGCUGUGGCUCACUUCCAGUUCCUGGAAACGGUGCACCGGUGUCGCCGUCUCACUGCAAAUCUAUUGAUUAAACGAGGGUUCCACACCUUUAAUGGGAUUCACUUUAAAACGGAGUAAACAUACAUAUCAGUUAUGGUUUCUGUGACUCUUUUACUUGACUUCCACGUCUGUUUUCAAACGACCUGUUUUUAAUAAAACACCCAAAUUCUUGUCUGAAAGA
Messenger RNA from Nothobranchius furzeri (turquoise killifish), 4078 nucleotides. RefSeq names its product Ras interacting protein 1 (gene rasip1). The record is from RefSeq and is a predicted model, not a curated record. Gene Ontology annotation, cellular component: cell-cell junction. Lineage: Eukaryota; Metazoa; Chordata; Actinopteri; Cyprinodontiformes; Nothobranchiidae. Gene Ontology annotation, molecular function: GTPase binding. Gene Ontology annotation, biological process: signal transduction; angiogenesis; regulation of GTPase activity.